Messenger RNA from Magnolia sinica, 3567 nucleotides. RefSeq lists its product as uncharacterized. The transcript is spliced from 2 exons. The record is from RefSeq and is a predicted model, not a curated record. Lineage: Eukaryota; Viridiplantae; Streptophyta; Magnoliopsida; Magnoliales; Magnoliaceae. Bases 715 to 1350 code for a protein of 211 amino acids.
CUCAAGGUCAAGAUAUUCCGUAUCGGUAACGGUGGCCGUAACGGUCACCACCAUUACCGAUAUGGGUAUCGGACGUUGCGUAAUGACCGUUACAACCAUCGUAAUGGUUGGAAAUUUUCUUUUGCCCGAAAAAUUCUGAAAAAUAUCUAAAAAAUCCAGAAUAAUGUAAAUAUUACAAAUAUGUUUUUUUUUUUUUUUCCUUGAACAUGUUUAUGGUAGUGUAACGGUCUACUCUUUGGUGAGAAUGUUGUAUCGGGCUAUCUAGUGAAUUUGUGAAUAUGAUUAUAUGUAUAUAAUGUUUACACAUUACAAUCAAGCAUUAAAACUAGAAAUUAGAAAAAAGUCAUAAAUACUACUUUUUUAAUUUUUUGAAAAAAAGGCCAUCGGAGCUUCUAUUCGCUCAAAUAACUUAAAUCUAUGGUUUUAAUCUUGAAAACUAUAGUAAGAGUGGUUGAAAUCUAUUAUAAAAUAAUCUAGGAAAGUUUUUAGAAUAAGAAAAGUGAAGAAGAGAGGAGAAAAAUGGAUUUAAAUAGAAAAUAAAGUGGUCGUUUUUUGACCGUUAUAGGGGUAACAGUCGUUAUGCCCUGUAACAGCCUUUACGAUCACUGUAACGACUGAUACGGUCUCAAAAAACCAAUUGCCUCAUUUCACCCCUGUAUCGUGUAACGGUCAUGGCCGUUACCUAUACGUAUCGGCCUUUAUGGGCAUAUCGUAAUGAAUAUGGAACACCUUGCUCAGGGUGAUCAAUUGUUAUCUUUCCCAGCUAUUCUCGUACUCAAAGAGGAUACAAGUGUUACAAUCUUAUUUCUCGCAAAAGAUGUGUCAGCAGAUGUCACAUUUUUAAAACAAACUUCGUAUUUCUCCAAGGGAGGAAAAUCUUUACAACUUGAAGCGAAUCCCAUUACUACUUUACCUGUUGUACCAAAUGUUUCUAUGGGUAUUUUUGGAGAGAUACCUUUGCAACAUACAAAUAAACCUUUACAAGUUUACUCUAGAUGUUCCAAGCAUGGAGAGGGAGUAUAUUUAGUCAUGCCUUCUUCCAAUCCUCUUGAUCUGUUGACAGAUCUUCACCCUUCAAAGUUUCUCUCUACAUCUCCUAAUGAAGGUAAUUUACCUAUUGCACUUAGUAAGGAAACACAUUCUUAUACACAACAUCCUAUUUCCAACGUUGUUUCAUUUACUGAUUUAUCUCCUUCAUUCCGUCAGUUUGCCUUGUUGUCGUCGUCUAUGUCUAUCUCUCAUUCUUUCCAGGAUUUUCUAAAGUAUGAAAGGUGGAAAGGAGCUAUGGAAGAAGAAAUAGUUGAACUGCAUCAAAAUCAAAAUUCGAUAUUAGUUGAUCUCUUUGCUUGAAAGCAUUUUGUUGGAUGCAGAUGGGUGUAUACAGUAAAGUAUUACCCUGAUGGUUCAGUUGAUCAAUUGAAAGUGCGGUUGGUUGCAAAGGGAUAUUCUCUGUCUUUACGAGUUGACUACUCAGAAAAUCUCCCCAGUUGCAAAUUUCAAUUCAAUACGUGUGAUUGUGUCUAUUGUUGCAUAUUUGGACUGGUCUCUAUAUCAACUUGAUGUAAAAAAAUGUAUAUCUUUAUGGCAAUUUGGUUGAAGAAAUAUAUAUGGAGCAAUUAUCUGGAUUUGUUACUUAGGGGGGAGUUAGACAAGGCAUGUGGCCUUAAAAAAAAUAAAUCAAUCUAUAGUUUGAAACAGUCUCCAAGAGCUUCGUUUGAUAAGUUUAGUGAAGUGGUGCUUGAAUUUGGUAUGAAGCAUAGCCAAGCAGACCAUUAUGUGUUUGUAAGGAAGAGUGAGGCAGGCAGUAUCAUGUUAGUGGUGCAUGUGAAUGAUAUUUUUAUCAUGAGUAGUGAUCGUACAUGACUUGAAAAGUCGAAGAUUUCUUGAGGAAACAUUUUUAUACAGAGGACUUAGGUUGUCUUAGAUACUUCUUAGGCAUUGAAGUUGCAAGGUUUGUGUUGGGAAUUAAUCUGUUACAAUGAAAAUAUGUGAUGGAUCUAUUGGAGGAGACGGGUCUUCUAGGAGCUAAGCUCAUUGAAAGUCCUAUGGAUACAAGUCAGAAGUUGAUUUUGGAAGGAGAAUUGUCUAAUGAUCCAGCCAAAUAUUGCCAUCUGGUGGGAAAAUAAUAUAUUUGACCAUCACUUGACCCGAUACCACAUAAAGUGUGGUCAGCCAGUUCAUGCAAGCUCCUUGAACUCUUCAUAUGGAGGUGGUGUUUCAUAUUCUUAAGUAUUUAAAGGCAGUGCUUGGUCGCCGUAUCCUAUAUAAGGGGAAUGGUCAUCUUUGUGUACGGGGAUAUUCGGAUGCAGAUUAGGCAAGCUCCCCACUUGAUAGGCGUUGACUACUGGCUACUGUAUUUUUAUAGGGGGUAACCUUGUCACUUGGAAUUGUAAAAAAUAAAAAACACUGGUGGCUAGUUCAAUGGUUGAAGCGGAAUAUAGGACUAUGGCUCAUGCAACAUGUGGACUCAUGUGGUUGAAGACAUUAAUGGGCGAACUUGGAUUUGUGGUGGAUGCUCCUAUGAAGCUGUACUGUGAUAAUUGAGCAGCUUUCCACAUUGCCAACAAUCAUGUUUGUCGUGAGAGAACCAAACAUAUUGAGGUCAAUUGUCACUUUAUCAAGGAGAAGCUUACUAGUAUGCUAUUUGUCAAAUCACAGGAUCAACUGGCAGAUAUGUUUACUAAAGCUUAGUCAUCCUCUCCUGGGUUACAUCACUGUCAAGCUGGGCAUUGGUGAUAUAUAUGCUCCAACUUGAGCGAGAGUAUUAUGGACCAUAACUCAGCCCAUUCCUGUGUGUUUAGCUCUCUUUAUUUGGCCUAUUUUACAAAAAGUUCAGUUGUAGGACAUGUUAGUAUUUUUACUUUUGUUACUAAUGACAUUAUUGUAAAUAUUGCACAUGGCCACUUCAAAUAAAACAUAAGUGGGUGGGGGACGUUAUCACGUUGAACGGCCAAUGGUGGACAACAUAAUGGCCUUAUUUUCUUCAGCACAUUGGCAUGAUUGCUCAUGUUUCCUCAAGAAGAAUUAUUUGCUCCUUCACCCAAGGAUAUGAAUAGUUAUAUUUGGUGUCUUUUAUCGCAGUUUGGUACAAGUAGGUCCCACUUUUCAGUGACUGUUGAUUUGAUGGGUCUCACAGUGGACCAACCAUGUAGGCUCCUCAAUCAAAGUGUAAAAAGAAGUACAGGAAUGGACUACAUUCAAUUGAAAAUAAAUGUCAAGGAUUGGAUGUCUAGGGUCUUCCAAAGUGGGAGAUUUUGGAGGUAUGGUUUGUCGGGAGUCGAUCUCAUUAGAUCAAUAGGAUGGAUCAAUCAUCAAUGAAUCAUGGCCUUGUAGAAAUGAAAAUCUGAUGAAACUAUGGAUCAAUCUUCUCUUGUUUGUAAUACAACUAUGCGAGCAUUUGUGAAUGCAUUUGUCACAGAAUCUCUCACUGGAUAGUUGAAAUAUUUAAGCCAAUAAGUUUGUAUUUCUUUGACAUCCUUCAUCAAAGAAAAACCAUGUGCCUUCUUUCGAAUCUGUCCAUUGCUUAGGGUCCUUGAUGUUCUAUCGGAUGACAGUCCUAUGAUUAUU